ACUCGGAGCUCCGACCCGAAAUCUUUCCUCCUCUCCCAGAAUUUCUUCGGUUCUUCUUCUUCAGCGCCCUUUCGUCCCGAGAAACUAGCUAGAAACCAUCCUUUUCCUAUGAUGAAGCGUCAAACAGUACUUCCAUUUGCUUGCGUCUCGAUAGUAUUCCUCCUCCAUCUCGCCCCCGUCACCGGCCAAGCUCCUGCGACGGCUCCGACAGUGUCCCCUAGCCCGACCAACAUCACCGCGAUCCUCGAGAAGGCAGGUCAGUUCACCAUCUUCAUUAGGCUGCUCAAGAGCACUCUGGUGGGCGACCAACUCAGCUCUCAGCUGAGCGACAAGAAGUCGAACCAGGGCUUCACUCUAUUCGCGCCGACCGACAAUGCCUUCUCUAGCCUCAAGUCGGGCACGCUGAACAUCCUCUCCGAUCAGCAGAAGAUCCAGCUGGUGCAGUUCCACGUCAUCCCUUCCGUCAUCUCGCUCACGCAGUUCCAGACCGUCAGCAACCCACUACGGACCCAAGCUGGCAGCAGCGACAACGGCCAGUUUCCGCUCAACGUGACCACAUCGGGGAAUCAAGUGAAUGUAACGACCGGGAUUGUGGCCGCAAGAGUCGACAACGCAAUAACUAGUAACAGCAAACUGGCGAUUUAUCAGGUCGAUCAGGUGCUGCUUCCGUUGGCCAUGUUCGGGUCGCCGGCACCAGCUCCACCGCCGGAGAUACCCAAGAAAGAAGCGGCGGCUCCAUCGCAUGAGCCAUCUGGAUCGGACAGCUCCCCCGUCGAUGCCUCCGAUGCAGGAGCCAAUAGUUUUGAUUCAAGGGCAUUGGCUUCGUUUGUUGUCGGUGCUACUUUGGGUGGAGUGCUUCUGUUUUAAGACCAAAUUUUUGUAUGAUACAUGAGGAUGGUCAGUCCUAUGAUUUUUUUUUUUUUUUUUGCUUUUUUUGUUUUUGGCAUCAUGCGUCUCAAUGUCUUUGACAGCGAGCUAUAUCAUUCGUUGAGUUCCUUCCUAAUGAAAAUCAUGCUUUCAAAA
Messenger RNA from Rhodamnia argentea, 1023 nucleotides. Its product is annotated as fasciclin-like arabinogalactan protein 11. NCBI's taxonomy places the organism in Eukaryota, Viridiplantae, Streptophyta, Magnoliopsida, Myrtales, Myrtaceae. The coding region runs from base 109 to 867 and encodes 252 amino acids. The record is from RefSeq and is a predicted model, not a curated record. The transcript has a single exon.